AUGUCGUGCUUGCAGCCGAGCGUGCUGCGCGGCGUACGCGCGGCGCGGCGUGUGCCGCACUGUAUCGUACGGCACGCCUCCUCUGCACCACCACGAGUGCGGCCGCGGCCGUGGGCCUGCGCGGCGCUCGCGCUCGCGGCCGCCGCGGCGGCCGCCGGCGUUGGCGCGCUGCAUCUCGAAGCGCCCCACGCAAGCGUCCCUGUGCCUGUGGACCGCGUGGUGUUUGAGCAAGCGACCAAGAUCGGUCUUCCGCUGCACAUGGACACGCCCGGCGGCGAUGUGAAUAUCGACCGCGCCACGCUGCGGCUUGCUGGCCUCGGUGUGCGCACCGUCACGUUUCUUGGGCUGCGCGUGUACGUAGUGGGCAUGUAUGUCGCAGAGGACGCACUGGAAGCUACGCAGCGCGCCGUAGCCACGACGGGCGCCACGCCGAACUUGGAGGAGACCGUCUCCGCCUGGCUCCACGCUGGAAUUCCGUGCGCAGUGCGGCUCGUGCCCGUGCGCAACACCGAUUUUCAGCACAUGCGCGACGGCCUUGUGCGUGCGGUGAAUGUGCGUGCGAAAGAUGCGCGGCAAGGCAAGAAUGUCCAGACGCUCUUGCCUGCUGCCGACGCAGCACUGGCGCGCAACAUACAGCAGUUCAAAGCACUCUUUCCCCGCGGCAAGAUGCCCGAACGCCAUGCGCUCGACGUGAUUGUCCAGCGGAGUCCCGUCACGUCGCAAUACUGCCUUGCGAUGCAGUACGAUGGCAAGCCGCUGGGCACGCUGGCCUCUGAGCCCACGAUGGAUGCGGCCGCGCCUGGCGAGCUUGUUUUUACGCUCCCCAUGAACUUGCUGCUUGCCUAUGCGGGCGAGCGUCCCGACAUUAGUGCGGCGCUGCGCGCAUCGAUGGUGCAUAGCUUAGUGCAUGGCCUGUUGUAG
This is a messenger RNA of Malassezia vespertilionis, 921 nucleotides long. RefSeq lists its product as uncharacterized. The coding region runs from base 1 to 921 and encodes 306 amino acids. The transcript has a single exon. The record is from RefSeq and is a predicted model, not a curated record. Gene Ontology annotation, molecular function: intramolecular lyase activity. Lineage: Eukaryota; Fungi; Basidiomycota; Malasseziomycetes; Malasseziales; Malasseziaceae.